This is a messenger RNA of Pseudocercospora fijiensis CIRAD86, 2862 nucleotides long. RefSeq lists its product as uncharacterized. The transcript is spliced from 25 exons. Bases 1 to 2028 code for a protein of 675 amino acids. The record is from RefSeq and is a predicted model, not a curated record. Lineage: Eukaryota; Fungi; Ascomycota; Dothideomycetes; Mycosphaerellales; Mycosphaerellaceae.
AUGAAUAGCCUCCAGGCCCUUCACAAUCUACUACUCGGGCGUCCGCUCCUCGUGGACUCUCAGGACAUGGUUCUGACUCACGCACAGAAUCCUUGCAUCAACCAGCUUAGAAAGCACGACAGUCAGCAAUCUGUGACAGCUGCACAGCGAUACGAGCAAACCUAUACUAACACCCCAAGCAAUAUCAUCAACUUCGGUGCUACAGAUGCAAACUCCCCUUCACAGCACGCAGAAUGUGGUACGCACCUGGUCAAACUAGCUGAAAUGCACCUGGCCAAAACUACUGAAGUUACCAUAACUGUGGAAUGGCAAGGCUGGACUAUAAACUUUGAGCAUCAAGAGGAGACCCUCAAGGAAUCUGACCCCAGCCUUGCAACAACCAUUAUUAUGGCCUUGGUCAUCCAAACCUUGAUCCUACAACAAAUCGCGCGAUCACAACUCUUGGCAGAUCAGAAAAAGCAAAUGAAGAAUAUAGCCCUUAUUUCAGCUUCUCAUGUCGAGUUGGAGUAUGAGCAACUCUUACCGAGAGCUAUCGGCAUUCCAUGCAAAGCUAGACCACGUCUCAUCGACGAUCUACGACCUUCAGGGACAGCCACUUCCCGUCCACCAUACUUCAAGGUUUGCAAGGAACUUGGAAAAACCAACAUGAGUUCAGCAUGGUAUAACCCACGACUUCGGUACUUGGGAGAAGUUACAAUAACCAAGUCCGUAGACACAAAGCGCUCGCUCCUUUGCAUGGAAGACUCUAUCGGGAAUAUCACAGGAAGCUCGCGGCGAUACUUUGCUGCCAAGGACCCAAGACGAGGAGGCUUGGCUAUGAGAAGGUACGAGAAGGCUUCGAAAUUGCACGGGAAGGCACCACGAAGGCAGAUUUACAGUAUACCAUGGUUGCCGCAAAAUGAAGCUUCCAGCGCUCGCGCCUCCAUCCUCAACAAGCCAUUCUGGACAAGUUCGUCCGAGGCUCAAGACCUCGGGACCUCUGAAAUGUCUAAGGAGCAUCCUAUCAACCACCACGGAGUCUGCGGCAAGGCCUACGUCAUAGCGCGGCAUCAGCCAUUCGGAUUCGCACACCUUGACCAUACUUAUCGAUUUCCCUUCAGUCUGCCAUGGUCUACGUGGUAUGAAUGGUAUGGUAAGAACCGCUCAUCUACCGGCACGCGCCUACCGUCUCCUUUUCGAGUCUCACCGAUAUCAGAGAUAGAGAAUUCUUCAGGGAAUUGCUAUAGCGUCCAGCAAUUUUCUGCGCAAGCGAGCGACCGUCACAUCAUCCAAGACUUGCAAAAAUUCGGGCAUGAGAUGAAACCAGACGAUGUCUUCCCAAAAGCCAAAAAAAAACUUUGUGAAUGUAAACCUAUGAAACCAUCUCGGAUUUCAAACACCGCUGUCUCUCGACGGACGAAAUCCGCACACACAUCUCGCACAAAUGAGUUCAAGAAACGCAACCCGAUGUCACGACGGGGGGGGGGGGGGGGGCAUCUUGCCAUUACCGUCAUCAAGCUUCCUGGAUUCAGCCUUCAGCAAGCGGGAGAAGGAACAACGAGAUAUCAAGAUCCAACCCUGCGUCUAACGCCUCUUUUUCUUUCCUCCCGCAACAUGGCUGUUUUAUGGAUGGUAGUAGAUUUAAUAGCUCUCCCCAACUUCACGCCGUCUUACCGAACGUUCCGCAAAAACUACAUGGAUUUUCUUAGUCUACUAGCUAGCAUUCGCUCGCCUCUUGCAAUGCAAUUCCUUAUCCUCCUCAGUAUGAGAGUAUUGACCUGCACAGAUCUUACAACUCAUUCCCAUUUCAUCAUACUCAGCUUCAGCACAGACAUACAUACAGAUAAGCAUAUGCGAACGGCACUUCACUUUCAAGGCCUGCAAAACGAGUACCUGAAUAUCAUGCAAAGACCAGACCCACAGGGGCGAGACCGCGCUCGCCGACGGAGUGUCAUAGUAUUCCCCAAUGCCAAACGAAACGGAGCGUCCUACGCCAUGUCCCCAAACCCGCAGACCCAACGCAACAAAAUCUUUGUCAUCGAUUUGUGAUCGCCGCCCCAUUCCUAGUAUGACGUCUCUACCGCCAAGGACCCUUGGGCCGAUUCGCAGAGCCCGGGACAAUGCUACUGGCACGGGAGUGCGGGCGGCUGUUGGGACCGGUGGGUGUUUCGCGGGGGGUGUUGAAGUCGAACAUGCUCUGGCGCUGGCGGAUGGCGAUGGGACGAGCGAAGGAGCUGGAGGACUUCUCGAUGGAGUGGGAGCGGGGGGAUAGGACGCUGCCACGCGAAGUUGGGUCUUCGCGACCAGAUGCUACCAUGCGGCGAGCUUGUCCGGCGGAGAAAGCAGACUCGGCUGGAGGCGAGGAAGCGGUGAAGGUCGAUGCGGUUGGGCUGCGGCGACGUUCACGAUCAGCACGGGCUUUGAGACGGUCCGCGGUAUUGCCUCCCAAACUAGAGGAGCGCUUCUUGCGGGCCAUCGCAGAGCGGAUCUGGUGUGCUGAUUCCUUGUCGGUGAAGGAGGCAUCGACGUCGGAGCCAUAGUGAUCACUGCCACUAGCACUACCACUGGCAGAGCCGUUGUCGAAGUUGUGAGCCGACUGGUUGGUGAUGGAGCGAAGCCCAGGCUGAGGUGCGCGGUUAGCGCCAAUAUCCCUCAGUGGACUAGACUCAUCUUCACUAGAGAAAGAGCCAAGCGUAAGUGAUGGUGGCGGCGGCAUGGGAGAGCCAUUGGUGGUCGAGUUCUUGCUCAAGAAGCCGUUGGCGAAACGACCAGUGCCAGCUUUACGGAGGUCGUGGCUUGGGUUUGGGGCAGCUGGCAGAGGGCUGGACAUUGGCUCAGCAUCAGCGUCAAAGCCGGCAGAGAAGUUCGGCGGGUCAAUCUUGC